Messenger RNA from Dicrocoelium dendriticum, 752 nucleotides. NCBI's taxonomy places the organism in Eukaryota, Metazoa, Platyhelminthes, Trematoda, Plagiorchiida, Dicrocoeliidae. The record is from the annotation of a GenBank genome assembly.
GGCUUUGGAUUAUCUUUGUCGCCUCCGAUAGCCAUAUUGUGUAGUCUCAUACAGACGUGACAUAACAAAUGGGUAAGGACAAGCAAAAGCCGAAGGGAGCUAUGUCCCCUUACGCACUGUUCUUGCAAUCAAUGCAUGCUGAUCAGAAAAAGAAGAAUCCUGGAGUUACCGUCGAUUUUAAGACUUUCUCAAAAGAAUGUUCUGAGCAAUGGAAGAAUCUUAGUGCGAAAGAAAAGAAGAAGUAUGAAGACCUCGCAGCAAAAGACAAAGAAAGGCAUAGAAAGGAAAUGGAGGGUUACGAGCCUUCGGCUGACGAGGGCCGAGCGAAGAAAAGGAAACGCGAUCCUAACGCUCCCAAAAAGGGCUUAUCCGCAUUUUUCCUUUUCUGCAACGAUGAGCGUCCCAAGGUGAAGUCGGAGCACCCUGACUGGAAAGUCAGCGAGGUUGCAAAAGAACUAGGCAAGCGAUGGGAACACUGCAAAAAUAAGGCCAAGUACGAAAGUCAGGCGCAAGUUGAGAAGCAGCGCUACGAGAAGGCUAUGGCAAAGUAUAACGCAGGGAAGAAGGCCAAGACUGAUUCUGAUUGAUUACUUAUUUGAUGUAUUCUCCCUAACCACAUGUGUAUACCACUUCAGAGGGCGUAUUUUCACUGUUCCGAGAUGUCCGUUUUUAGACCCCUGUACUGGGCCGUCUUGCAUUUUGUCCCAUGGAUGAUGUAAUCCUUUUGUACGGAAUACACUUUUAUAUCGUUC